GUGGGUGUGGGUGUGGGUGUGGGUGUGGGUGUGGGUGCGGGUGUGGGUGGGGGUGGGUGUGAGUGUGGGUGUGGGUGUGGGUGUGGGUGUGGGUGUGGGUGUGGGUGGGUGUGGAGCGUGGGGUGUGGGUGUGAGGUAUAGGUGUGGAUGUGCGUCGGUAUUGGCCUUCUUUUUGACCAAACCCCCACCGACACCCACACCCACACUCAUACCCGCACCCUUUAUUCAAAAGAAUCAGUUCUGCUAUCCUUUCACAUAUGCCAUAAGCUGUAAUGUUUUUUUGUUUUUUGAUUAGGUUUUUAGGCCAAUCGUCUUGAAUGUGAUUUCGAUAUGGUUUGUAUCACAAUAGCUAAAUUGAAGGAUGGGAAAAUAUACUUACAUGGUUUUUGUGAAACACGGAAAGUAAUGAGUGUUGAAGAUUAUAUGAAAAACAUCGCUAUUAUUGGUGGUGGAUGGUAUGGAUGUCAUAUUGCAUUAACUCUAAAGCAAAAAGGACAAUAUGAUGUGACAUUAUACGAAGCAAAAUCUGACAUAUUUCUCGGUUGUUCAGGCCAAUUUGGCAUCCGAUUACAUGCUGAUCCACAUUAUCCCAGAUCAAAAAAACACGUGAAAGUUGUCAAAAUUAUUUUUACAAUUUUCAAAAUUGUUUUUGAACCGAGUAUUGCAGUUGGAAUAUGUCUACGUGAAACAUUUAAAAAACUUUUAAAACAAUCUGAUGUUAAUCUAAUAUAUAAUUAUAAAGUGGAAAAAAUUGAGAAAGCAAAUCCCAAUAAACUUCAAAUUAAUGCUGAACAUAUCUUUGACUAUGUAAUAAAUUGUACAUAUUAUCAAGAUUUAAUCAUAGAUUCGAUUUUCCCGUUUAGUAUUGAAGUGAUAUAUCAACCAUGUUUAGCUUUAUAUUAUGAAGACAAUGAAAAGUCUAUUAAUGAUGAUGCUUUUUCAUUUAUUAUCAUGGAUGGAUGGUUUCCAUGUAUAAUGCCGUAUGAGGAUGAUGAAGAAGAAGAAGAUGUUAAUCGAAAAUAUAUACUUACACAUGGGAAAUAUACAAUUAUGGGUUCAUUUAAAACAUAUUAUGAAGCACUUGCUUGUAAAAAUCAAUUAAAUGAUACAUUUAUUGAGAAAAUAGUCAAACCAUUAUUCAAAUAUCUAGGAUGGAAAAGGACAAUUGCAACAAAAUUAAAAACUGAAAAAGAAUUUCGAAAUGCAGUUACAUGGGAAAAAGAUAGUGUGAUCUAUGUUAUUUCUGGAAAAAUAAAUAAUAUAUUCGAUGCUGAACAUGAAGUAUUCUCUUUAAUUAAACACGAAAAUAUCCUUAAAUGGGGAGAAUAUAAUUAUGUCAAAGGUGGAGAAUUAGAUAGAUCAAUAAAUGAAGUUACUGAAAAACGAUUGCGAAACCUAAGAAAUACUUCUGAAUUACAAGUGUAUGAUGAAUUAUACUUGCAAUUUAACAAUAAUUAA
Messenger RNA from Rotaria sp. Silwood2, 1458 nucleotides. NCBI's taxonomy places the organism in Eukaryota, Metazoa, Rotifera, Eurotatoria, Philodinida, Philodinidae. The record is from the annotation of a GenBank genome assembly.